AUGGGCAGCCAAACAUCGAAGAAAAAUCAGCCAGAAGAGGUUCACAGCAAUGAAGACGACGAUGAAUUAGAUGAGUGGGACAAAAGAAUCUUCAGCACAGGCUGCUCGAGAGAGCAGACAAAGAUGAAUGAUUGCUACUUUGAUAAGAAGGAUUGGAGAGCAUGUAAAGGAGAGUUACACCGUCUUCCCUCGCCACCUUCACAGUCCCAAGCAGCAUUCGCCACAUUACAGCCUGCUACAACGCGACGUGACGUUCCAAGAUCAUACAGACAUUCUGAAGCUCGUCGAAGCCUUGCGACGACACGAGUCAGCCAUCAGCAGCAAGCUGCAGUGAUAAAUUCUAAUAAGAAUCCUCUUCAUCCUCAGCCCCUUCAAAAUCCAGAGCCAAUAAAACCACAGGCAGAGAACUUAAGUGAGGGUCUUAACGAUAGAACGCUAGACUUGAAUGACCAAGGAAGUCAAGUCGAUUGGACGCGAUCUUUUCAGGGGCUUUCAACUGAAGCCUUCUCACCAGAAGCAGCCAAGACACUUCUUGCGCCCAUUAACUCAGACGAUGUUGAAAUCAAAAUGGACGGAAUCAUAUAUCUGCCCGAGAUCAAAUACAGGCGCAUACUGAAUAAGGCUUUUGGGCCGGGUGGAUGGGGUUUAGCUCCAAGAGGCGAGACUAUUGUGACGCAGAAGGCUGUCACAAGGGAGUAUGCACUAGUGGUGCUUGGAAGGCUGGUGUCCAUCGCGCGUGGAGAACAGGACUACUUUUCGCCGGAAGGUAUCCCAAGGGCCGUCGAAGGUUGCAAAUCUACCGCUCUAAGAAGAUGCUGCAAAGAUCUUGGUAUUGCGAGUGAGCUGUGGGACCCGAGAUUUAUUAGAAAAUUUAUGGCAGAACAUGCGAAGGAGGUCUUUGCUGAACAUAUGAUCUCCAAGAAGCGGAGAAAGAUAUACCUGAGGAAAGAUGAAAAAGUGGGAUACCCAUACACGGAAGCCAAAUAG
Molecule: messenger RNA, 987 nt
Organism: Bacidia gigantensis
Lineage: Eukaryota; Fungi; Ascomycota; Lecanoromycetes; Lecanorales; Ramalinaceae
Exons: 5
Coding region: 1-987 (328 amino acids)
Biological process (GO): recombinational repair; interstrand cross-link repair
Cellular component (GO): mitochondrial nucleoid; mitochondrial chromosome
Molecular function (GO): single-stranded DNA binding
Source: RefSeq, a predicted model, not a curated record